CGUUGUUCGGCGAGCUGCUUGACUCGGCAAAUUUUUUGACGCAAAAUUUUCUGCUCUUUAACUGAAGUGAGAAACUUGAUUGAAAGCUCACCAGUACUUAUCAAAUAGACUAAUAAUGGGUUCAGCACGUUACGAUCGCGCCAUUACAGUAUUUUCACCAGAUGGGCAUCUCUUUCAGGUCGAAUAUGCUCAAGAAGCUGUCAAGAAAGGAUCCACUGCUGUUGGUGUAAGAGGCAAGAAUUUAGUAAUCUUGGGAGUCGAGAAAAAGUCUGUUGCCAAGCUACAAGAAGAAAGGACUGUCCGAAAAAUAUGCCUCCUUGAUGAUCAUGUGGUGAUGGCAUUUGCAGGGCUGACAGCAGAUGCCCGAAUUUUGAUCAACAGAGCCAGAAUAGAAUGUCAGUCCCAUAAACUGACAGUGGAAGAUCCAGUAACCUUGGAGUACAUAACAAGAUACAUAGCAGGCUUGAAACAGAGAUAUACACAGAGUAAUGGAAGACGUCCAUUUGGGAUCUCUUGUUUGCUUGCUGGAUUUGAUUUUGAUGGCACUCCUCAUUUAUAUCAAACUGACCCUUCUGGAACAUACCACGAAUGGAAGGCCAAUGCCACAGGCCGUAACGCGAAAACAGUUCGUGAGUUUCUAGAAAAGAACUAUAACGUCGAGGAGAUGGAAGAUGAAGAAAAAGUUAUCAAACUAGCAAUCCGUGCUCUUCUGGAAGUGGUACAAUCAGGAAGUAAGAAUCUGGAAUUGGCGAUUAUGAGACGUGGCCAACCAAUGAAGAUGCUGGAAGUUGACGAGAUCGAAAAGCAUGUCGCCGCUGUUGAGAAAGAGAAGGAGGAAGAAGCAGAAAAGAAAAAGCAGAAGAAGUAACUAUUUGAAAACUCAGCAAAUUUGUGAUGCUGCGUCACGUACCAACAAAUAAACAAUGGCCUAAACACAAA
This is a messenger RNA of Daphnia pulicaria, 939 nucleotides long. RefSeq names its product proteasome subunit alpha type-7-like (gene Prosalpha4). The record is from RefSeq and is a predicted model, not a curated record. Gene Ontology annotation, cellular component: nucleus; proteasome core complex; proteasome core complex, alpha-subunit complex. The transcript has 4 exons. The coding region runs from base 116 to 868 and encodes 250 amino acids. Gene Ontology annotation, biological process: ubiquitin-dependent protein catabolic process. NCBI's taxonomy places the organism in Eukaryota, Metazoa, Arthropoda, Branchiopoda, Diplostraca, Daphniidae.